Cryptotermes secundus is the source of this 4019-nucleotide messenger RNA. RefSeq names its product glucose dehydrogenase [FAD, quinone]. Lineage: Eukaryota; Metazoa; Arthropoda; Insecta; Blattodea; Kalotermitidae. The transcript has 3 exons. Gene Ontology annotation, molecular function: oxidoreductase activity, acting on CH-OH group of donors; flavin adenine dinucleotide binding. The coding region runs from base 203 to 2515 and encodes 770 amino acids. The record is from RefSeq and is a predicted model, not a curated record.
AACUGAUGGAAGGAGAGUUCUUUAGUCGUCGUAGAUACAGAUGAUCUAGUUAGUUGGAUUCGACAAAAAGUUUAAUCGCUUCAGACGACGGACUCAUAGGCAUUGUGCUGUGAUAAAAAAGUAAUGGCGUGACAGUUUGAAUGAAUUCCGGUAACCACUACCAGCCAGAUCAGUCACGUCGUCGCCCCCAUUAGCGGGGGGGAUGGCAGCACCGGCAAUGAACAACACUGCCCCGACAAUGGCUGCCAACAUGACUGCCCCGGCCAUGGCUGCAAACAUGACUCCUCCGGCCAUGGCUGCUAACAUGACUGCCGACAUGACCAUGGCUGCCGACAUGACAUCUAUGGACAUGUCAGGCAUGUGUGUUGUGGACAACCUGAAUUUUGCCACCGUAUUCAUGAUCCUAAUCAUGUCCAUCGCCAACAGCCGAACCAAAAACGCGGGGAGAGUGGGGAAAAUGCAGGCAAUGAAAACUACUUACGAUUUUGUCAUUGUUGGUGGAGGAUCGGCCGGAUGUGUCUUAGCUAACAGGUUAUCCGAAGUGGCAGCCUGGAAUAUUUUGCUUUUGGAGGCAGGGGAUGAAGAACCUUUUGCAGCAGAUGUACCAUCAUUCGCUCCUUUCCUGCAAGGCAACACUAGUGGCGUGGACUGGAACUAUGUGGGUCAGCCGGAGUCUAAAUCCUGCGGUCGUACAGGCUGCCCGAUUCCACGAGGUCGUGUCCUGGGAGGAUCGAGCGUCAUGAACACCAUGCUGUAUGUCCGAGGCAAUCGUCAAGACUAUGAUCAAUGGGCAGCACUGGGGAACACAGGUUGGGGUUACAAUGAAACGCUUCCGUAUUUCAUUAAAUCAGAGAACAAUCUGGACAAACAAUACGCAGCGGACACCACUUACCACGGCACUGGAGGUUUCCAGAGCGUUCAGGUACUUCCUUACCAAGACAUAAAUGUCAGAGCUCUCAUAGCAGCAUUCAGAGAAAUUGGUUACAGGGAACUUGACAUCAACGGCGCCGAGCAGGAAGGUGUCAUGCGUGCGCAGACAACGACCAAGAACGGUGAGAGGCAGAGUACGAAUUCGGCGUUCCUGACACCAAUCCGACGUGUCAGGCCAAAUCUCCGCAUUGUCACUAAUGCUACAGUGACAAAGAUCUUAAUAGAUGGAUCAAAGAAAGCUACUGGCGUUCAGUACGUUCUCGAAGAAGACCGAAAGACAACAUUAACCGUUAUGGUGAGUAAGGAAGUCAUACUCAGUGCUGGUGCCAUCCAUUCUCCGCAUAUACUCUCGUUGUCUGGGGUAGGACCAAAGGAAUUUCUUGAGCCACUCGGUAUCCCUGUUAUUCAAGAUUUGAGCGUCGGUUACAACCUCCAGGAUCACGUUAGUUCCGGAGGCGUCUAUUAUACACUGACCGAUACAGCUCAACUACCAAACCUCAAUGAUAGGAUAGAUCAUUUGCUUCAAUACAUUCAUGAAGGUACCGGGCCUUUGUCUGCAAUAGGCGUUCUUCAAGCAAUCGCUUUUGGAAGAUCACAGUACGCAAAAGCAAUGGGCGAUUACCCCGAUCUUCAAUUCGCCUUCGACUCAGAAGUUGUUAUUCGCAACCUUACAACAGGACUUACAAGCCCCUUAACAAAAAACGUGACCGUGCCUCCAGGACAGACAUGCGCAGUUGAGCCUAUUACUCUGGAACCUCUCUGUUAUUUCAAUCACAUCAUACCACGCCCGAUAGUUCUGAGGCCGCGAAGCCGUGGUCUUGUGAAGGUGAACUCUACAAAUCCAUUCGUUCCUCCUUUAGUGUACCCAAACUACUUCUCAGAAGCACAAGACAUGCAGAUCCUCAUAGAAGGGCUCCUGAUAAUGGCAAGACUAUCUCAGACCACCGUGCUACGGGAUAUGAGAUAUGUGCUAGAUAUCACUCCUGUACCGGGUUGUGAAGCAGUGCGUUUCGGCACUUUCGCGUACUGGAACUGUGCAAUCGUUCAGUCAACGGUGACACUCAACCACCAUUCUGGAACUUGUAAGAUGGGGCCACCGUUCGAUCGCAGCGCGGUGGUCGAUCCACAGCUCAGGGUUUAUGGUAUCCAAGGUCUGAGAGUCAUUGACGCAUCGAUCAUGCCUUACAUUGUCAGUGGAAAUACUAAUGCUCCGACGAUUAUGAUUGCAGAAAAAGGAGCCGAUAUGAUUAAAGACACCUGGAUUCCUACGAAGAAAACGGUACCAAAAAUGUCUAUGAGUGUAAAUAAGGCGCCUUCCACCCCUGCGAUGUCCAAGAAAGCCUCGGGUUCCAAUAAAACAACCGUUUCGAAGACAACUAUAGUAAGGAAGUCCAAUACCACGGUCACAUCAAGUGCUUCGACAACAAGAAACGUAACAGCACCAUUAACUGCAGCAAAGUUGGUGCAGGAUACAACCUCUCCAUCACCACCAAUGGCUACAACGACGGAAACGAAGACAAGAAGACAGACCACCUCACGAAAGACGAAAAAUAGACGGAAACCGACGCGAAGAACUUCAGGAUAACAACCAGCGCAUGCGUAACAUGAGUGACGACGGCGUCUUAACCACGUUUCAAACAAAAACCAGUGAUGUUCUGCCAAACGCAAAUUAAUGUCGGUAAGGGUACAAAUUCUCAGAAUAUACCAUAUACGUCCUCGAACUCAGGCGUUUCGAAUAGUAAGGGCCAACUCAACAAAACUGUGAAUUAUUUAUUUUUUACUUCUCAUGCUCUUUGAAGCGUGUUAAAGAAUAUGCACCAAGUCCACAAAUAUUGAGCUCGCUUCUAAUAUGCUUGCAAUUGCUGCAGAAUGAAGAGGGACAGAAGGAACACAUGUGAGCGCUGAACAAAUAUGAAUGGACAUAUGAACGUGCAGAAAGGUCACCAUGAUAGGUAGGAAGGUAUAUUCACAAUCAUGGGAACACAUCCGAACUGUAUUAAGGGAAGUUUGAAGGGGAGAUAUAUGAUUUAUAUCUCAGAAACUUUAUGGGGAUUUUUCUCGAAACUUGAACGUUCGCUCCUACUGUUCGGAACUCCUUAAUCAUAAAUGUAACUUUGACGCGAACUUCAUGGGUUUGGGAUUCAUUUCUCUUUCUGUGUGGUUCAUGGUUCUCCUAUACAAAACCUAUUUUCUCUUAACGCCCAGUUGUCAUUAAACCGAAUUUCUGUGAAGCAAGGUGUCAAGAAUACAACAUAUAAUUAGUGGGAAAUUAAUUCAAACCCAACAUCUUUCACGUAAGGGCUUAAAAUAGCAAUUUUUACAGGACAGGAGGAUAUUAUAAUUCCAAUCUACUUGCAGGAUCUUAAAAAGUACAGCCUACCAAGCUAAACUCUAUCCUCUGAUGCUGUCACUUGACAGCUUUGCACAACUUAUCUCCCGAAGUAAAUAUCUGGAAUUCUAAAGCCGCAAGAAGAGCGGAAACUUAAACAACGGCCUCUGCUCUCAACGGCCUGAAAAAAAUGCGAAUCGAACCACAUAGAAACAUAAAAACUAAGAAUUAAGAAAUAACAGCAGCAUCUACAUGAUGAUCUUCUGGGUUGUGACACCGUGUAGUCUUGUGGCUGGAUGUUAACGUUUUGGAAUAACCUGCUGGUUUCAUAUUUAGCUUUACGCAUUAAAGUGAAGGCAGUUGGUUUCACCAAACAUCUGUAUCCAUAAGAUCUAAAGCUUGUGGCGAUGGUACAUUAAUACUAAUAUUAUGUCUCUGGACAGUAUCCGUCGUCCGGUUUUUUUGUCUAAAACGCCGUCCAAGCCUUAUUUCAAAAGACAAUGUUUCGGAGACUGCAUUCUGUCUCCGUCUUGAGGUAAAACCUACUCGGUUGGGUCCAAUCGACUGAGAUAGCCCAUAUCCCCGGAUACCUGUACCAACAGGGUAUACAAGCCAAGCACAGCACAAAACAUCUGCGAGAGCUAAGACAAAAUACUGACAUAUUAAAAACUCCACACGUAUAAGACAUUGCACAGUUUUUAAUAUUAUGUUUCGUCUUAGGGGCACGCGGUAGCGUAGUUGGUUGAGGCACUAUGCUACA